AUGAAUUCCUUCGUACUCGUUGCCUUUGUUGCCACUCUUGCUGUCGCCCAAGCUGGACUAAUUGCACCAGCAGCGAAAAUACUGCAAGGACCUAGCAGCAGGACUACCCUCGUAGGACCCGAAGGAAGCGUGAUUUCCUCUGUAGCUCCAGGUGGCCAAGUCAUCACUGAAUCAUUGCCAGGAGCAGUGGCUUACUCAGCUCCAGUUAUUGCUGCCGCCCCAGCCUUAGCUGCUGCCCCAGUAGUAUCUGCCUAUGCUGCCCCAGCAGUAGUAGCUGCCCCAGUGGUGUCCGCUUAUUCUGCUCCUGUCGUUGCUGCAGGAUUAGUCGGUGAACAAGCCGUCAUCGCAGGACCUUCGGGAACUGUCGCAACUGCCAAAACGCUUGCUGCUCCAGCUGUAGCUGCUUAUGCCGCCCCUGUAUGGUAG
Messenger RNA from Anoplophora glabripennis (Asian longhorned beetle), 426 nucleotides. Its product is annotated as cuticle protein 16.5-like. The transcript is spliced from 2 exons. NCBI's taxonomy places the organism in Eukaryota, Metazoa, Arthropoda, Insecta, Coleoptera, Cerambycidae. The coding region runs from base 1 to 426 and encodes 141 amino acids. The record is from RefSeq and is a predicted model, not a curated record.